This is a messenger RNA of Melanaphis sacchari, 1253 nucleotides long. RefSeq names its product astakine-like. Lineage: Eukaryota; Metazoa; Arthropoda; Insecta; Hemiptera; Aphididae. The record is from RefSeq and is a predicted model, not a curated record. The transcript is spliced from 3 exons. Bases 392 to 793 code for a protein of 133 amino acids.
CGAACUCGCGGGGCUGGCCAAUUGUCGCGGAACUGUUGUACAUACUGCAACCGUGGUAUCGUUUUAUAACUGUUGUGUUUGUUUUGCGCGCGUAACCGGUUUUUCCGUUCGAGUCCCGUACCCGAGAUCGCAGAAGAGACCGAUAAAAGUUAGUCCACCCGUUUGUUUUAUCUUCAUAAAUAAUAUUGAUUGUUUUGGAUUUCGUCAGAAUUUUCGCGUACUAACGAUCGACCGUCAUCCGAAAUUAACAAUUAACCAUCCGAAACAUUCACUCUUGUAAAUUCACGUCAGAUCGAUUUCGCAGCGAAUUUCCUUGAGCUGUCUACGUCGUCGCAUCGUCGCCCCCGAACUGAUAACAUAGAAAAUUAAAGUCAAAUUAAAUAACUACAAUAUGGGAAAAUUAUCGUUGGCCGUGGUUACAAUUUUGGUGGCUACAGUGGCCGCAUAUCCAAGUAAACCGUCGUUCCUCGGGUGCCAGAGCUCAGAAGACUGUGGCGUGGACGAAUGUUGCGUUUUAGGUAUGAUGCGGUACAGCGUGCCCACUUGCAGACCACUAGGUGAAGAGGGCGAUACGUGCCGUCCUCACUCCGGCGACGUCCAACCUCAGAAUAUUACCGUCACCUACCCCGACGGAUCGUCUGCCGAUCUGUAUGUACACACAAUGCUGUGUCCAUGUGCCACCGGACUCGAGUGCUCGGACGGUAUGUCGUGCACAGGGUUGGACGGGGCCGGGAAGCUGAUGUUGCGCGAGGACUACACGGACGUGGAUGACCUCAAUCACCUGCGACGAUGAACAGCCUCAUAGUUGCGAUAUCCCCAUCACUAUAUUAUCUAUAAUUAUUAUUAUUUUUAUGAUUAAUUAUUAUUUUAUUGAUAUAUUGUUUUCAACACUGGUGCAGCACUAAAAACCGAUUACUGUAAUAUCACUGUUAUAAUAUACACGCGCCCAAUAUUUUUUAUAUUAUUACCUAAAAUAUAAUUAUAUAAUACACGAGUCCUAUAGGGUAUAUUAUGCGAAUAGCGCAAUAGAUACAUAGACACACAAUCCGUUACAGAUCGUCCGAAAAUCAGUUUAGUAGAUUUUAAUCCUGAUUUUUACUUUAAAUAUUUACCGAGGUUAGGUUAGAUAUAUUAUUGGUCGUUAUUCGUGUGUUACAUCUAUUUAUAUUCGCUUUAGGUUUUAGUAAUAUUGAGAAGUAAUUUAAAAAAAAAAAAACUAUUAUAGUGGAAGAUUAAAAAAAAAAAAAAAAAAA